This is a messenger RNA of Sciurus carolinensis (gray squirrel), 10883 nucleotides long. RefSeq names its product striated muscle enriched protein kinase (gene Speg). Lineage: Eukaryota; Metazoa; Chordata; Mammalia; Rodentia; Sciuridae. The transcript has 43 exons. Bases 158 to 10039 code for a protein of 3293 amino acids. The record is from RefSeq and is a predicted model, not a curated record. Gene Ontology annotation, biological process: muscle cell differentiation; protein phosphorylation. Gene Ontology annotation, molecular function: ATP binding; protein binding; protein kinase activity.
CCGCCCUGGUGACCUUCUGGGUAGCACAGGCCGAAGGCGGGCAGGCAGCAGGAAGGCAGGCCGCCGGCCCCCCAGGACUCGUCUCCCAGGUCACCAUCCCCCCGGUGCCCCGUGGCCGCUCAGUUCCAGCGCCCCCCAAGCCCAGCUCACAGAGGCCAUGCAGAAAGCCCGGGGCACGCGAGGCGAGGACGUGGGCACGAGGGCACCCCCCAGCCCUGGGGUGCCCCCGAAGAGGGCCAAAGUGGGGGCCGGCGGAGGGGCCCCGGCGGCCGGGGCCGGGGCUGGGGCUCCAGUCUUCCUGCGACCCCUGAAGAACGCGGCGGUGUGUGCGGGCGGCGACGUGCGGCUGCGGGUGGUGGUGAGCGGGACGCCCCAGCCCAGCCUCAGCUGGUUCCGGGAUGGGCAGCUCCUGCCCGCGCCGGUUCCCGAGCCCAGCUGCCUGUGGCUGCGGAGCUGCGGGGCGCAGGACGCCGGCGUGUACAGCUGCAGGGCCCAGAACGCGCGGGGCCGGGCCUCCUGCGAGGCUGUCCUCACUGUGCUGGAGGUCGGAGGUCCACAGAGAACUUCAGCUCCAAACACUUCCUUUUACAGCGAAGUUUUCCGCUCCUGCAGAAAGCAAAGUUACGACUCAGAGACUGCUGAGGAUGACAUCAGCGAUGUGCAGGGGACCCAGCGCCUGGAGCUUCGGGAUGACGGGGCCUUCAGCACCCCCACGGGGGGCUCUGACACUCUCGUGGGCACCUCCCUGGACACACCCCCGACCUCCGUGACAGGCACCUCAGAGGAGCAAGUGAGCUGGUGGGGCAGCGGGCAGACGGUCCUGGAACAGGAAGCGGGCAGUGGGGGUGGCACCCGCCGCCUCCCAGGCAGCCCAAGGCAAGCACAGGCAACCGGGGCCGGGCCACGGCACCUGGGGGUGGAGCCGCUGGUGCGGGCAUCGCGAGCUAAUCUGGUGGGCGCAAGCUGGGGGUCAGAGGAUAGCCUUUCGGUGGCCAGUGACCUGUAUGGCAGCGCGUUCAGUCUGUACAGAGGACGGGCGCUCUCCAUCCACGUCAGCAUCCCUCCAAGCGGACUGCACAGGGAGGAAACUGACCUUCAGCCUCUGCCGGCCAGUGAAGCCCCGCGUCCUCGCCCUGCCCCUCCGCCUCCCUCCAAGUCCGCGCUGCUCCCACCACCGUCCCCUCGGGUGGGUAAGAGGGCUCCACCGGGACCCAGCGCCCAACCCCCAGCCACCCCCACAUCGCCCCAUCGGCGCACUCAGGAACCAGCGCUACCUGAGGACACCACCGCCGAAGAGAAACGAGGGAAAAAGUCCAAGUCGUCGGGGCCCUCGCUGGCGGGUACGACAGAGUCCCGGCCCCAGACGCCACUGAGUGAGGCCUCAGGCCGCUUGUCGGCGCUGGGCCGCUCACCGAGGCUGGUAAGAGCCGGCUCCCGCAUCCUGGACAAGUUGCAGUUCUUUGAGGAGCGACGGCGCAGCCUGGAGCGCAGCGACUCACCCCCGGCGCCCCUGCGGCCCUGGGUCCCCUUGCGCAAGGCCCGCUCGCUGGAACAACCCAAGUCCGAAGGCGGCACAGCGUGGGGCACGCCCGGGGCCUCUCAGGAGGAGCUGCAGGCACCGCGGGGCAGUGUGGCAGAGCGGCGCCGCCUGUUUCAGCAGAAAGCAGCCUCGCUGGACGAGCGCACACGACAGCGCAGUCCCGCCUCUGACCUCGAGCUGCGCUUUGCUCAGGAGCUGGGCCGCAUACGCCGCUCCACGUCGCGAGAGGAGCUGGUGCGCUCACACGAGUCCCUACGUGCCACGCUGCAGCGUGCCCCAUCCCCUCGAGAGCCUGGCGAACCCCCACUCUUCUCCCGGCCCUCUACCCCCAAGACCCCACGGGCUGUGAGCCCCGCCGCCACCCAGCCAACCCCUCCAAGCAUUGUGGGCAGAUCCAUAGAAGAACCUGGGAGGCCCAGAAGCCGUGGGCCUGUGGGCAGGACUGAGCCUGGGGAAGGCCCGCAGCAGGAGGUUAGGCGUCGGGAUCAGUUCCCGCUGACCAGGGGCAGAGCCAUACAGGAGUGCAGAAGCCCUGUGCCACCCUCCAAUGCCGAUCUCCCAGAGGCCAGGACGAAAGCCUCCUCCGGUCGGAAGAGGGAGCCCCCAGCGCAGGCAGUGCGCUUCCUGCCUUGGGCCACACCAGGCCUGGAGGGCGCUACUGUGCCCCAAACCUUGGAGAAGAACAGGGCAGGGCCUGAGGCCGAGAAGAGGCUGCGUAGAGGACCAGAGGAGGAUGGUCCCUGGGGGCCUUGGGACCGAAGAGGGGGCCGAAGCCAGGGCAAAGGUCGCAGGGUCCGGCCCACCUCUCCUGAACUCGAGUCUUCAGAUGACUCUUAUGUGUCCGCUGGAGAAGAGCCCCUGGAGGCCCCGGUGUUUGAGAUUCCCCUGCAGAACACGGUGGUAGCCCCAGGGGCUGAUGUGCUGCUUAAGUGUAUCAUCACCGCCAACCCCCCACCCCAAGUGUCCUGGAUCAAGGAUGGGUCCACGCUGCGCAGUGAAGGCCGCCUUCUCAUCCGGGCUGAGGGCGAGAGGCACACUCUGCUGCUCAGGGAGGCCCAGGUGGCCGACGCCGGGAGCUAUAUGGCCACGGCCAUCAACGAGCUGGGCCAGGCCAGCUGUGCUGCCUCACUGACUGUGAGACCUGGAGGGUCCACAUCCCCUUUCAGCAGCCCCAUCACCUCUGACGAGGAGUACCUGAGUCCCCCAGAGGAGUUCCCAGAGCCUGGGGAGACUUGGCCUGGAACCCCCACCAUGAAGCUCAGUCCCAGCCAGAACCGCCGUUCUUCAGACACUGGCUCCAAGGCGCCCCCCACGUUCAAGGUCUCCCUCAUGGACCAGUCAGUCAGAGAAGGACAAGAUGUCAUCAUGAGCAUCCGCGUACAGGGGGAACCAAAGCCUGUGGUCUCCUGGCUAAGAAACCGCCAGCCUGUGCGCCCAGACCAAAGGCGCUUUGCGGAGGAGGCCGAGGGUGGGCUGUGUCGGCUGCGGAUACUGGCUGCUGAGCGAGGUGACGCUGGCUUCUACACCUGCAAAGCAGUCAAUGAAUAUGGCGCCCGGCAGUGCGAGGCCCGCCUGGAGGUCCGAGCACACCCUGAAAGCCGGUCCCUGGCCGUGCUGGCCCCACUGCAGGACGUGAACGUGGGGGCCGGGGAGAUGGCGCUGUUUGAGUGCCUGGUGGCAGGUCCUGCUGACGUGGAGGUGGACUGGCUGUGCCGUGGCCGCCUACUGCAGCCUGCACUGCUCAAAUGCAAGAUGCAUUUCGAUGGCCGCAAAUGCAAGCUGCUGCUCACCUCUGUUCAUGAGGACGACAGUGGAGUCUACACUUGCAAGCUCAGCACAGCCAAAGAUGAACUGACCUGCAGCGCCCGGCUGACCGUGCGGCCCUCACUGGCACCCUUGUUCACCCGACUGCUGGAAGACGUGGAGGUGCUAGAGGGCCGUGCUGCCCGCUUCGACUGCAAGAUCAGCGGCACCCCACCACCGUCUGUUAUCUGGACUCAUUUUGGUCGCCAGGUGGAGGAGAGUGAGAACGUGCGGCUGCGGCAGGAUGGAGGGCUGCACUCACUGCACAUUGCCCACGUGGGCAGCGAGGACGAAGGGCUCUAUGCAGUUAGUGCGACCAACACCCACGGCCAGGCUAACUGCUCAGCCCAGCUGUAUGUAGAGGAGCCUCGGACAGCCGCCUCAGGCCCCAGCUCAAAGCUGGAGAAGAUGCCGUCCAUCCCUGAGGAGCCAGAACAGGGCGAGCUGGAGCGGCUGUCCAUUCCUGACUUCCUGCGGCCACUGCAGGACCUGGAAGUGGGACUGGCCAAGGAGGCCAUGCUAGAGUGCCAGGUGACCGGUCUGCCCUAUCCCACCAUCAGCUGGUUCCACAAUGGCCACCGCAUCCAAAGCAGUGAUGACCGGCGCAUGACACAGUACAGGGAUGUACAUCGCCUGGUGUUCCCUGCUGUGGGACCUCAGCAUGCUGGCGUCUACAAGAGUGUCAUUGCUAACAAGCUGGGCAAAGCUGCCUGCUAUGCACACCUCUAUGUCACAGAUGUGGUUCCAGGUCCCCCGGAUGGUGCCCCACAGGUGGUGGCUGUGACUGGGAGGAUGGUCACGCUCACAUGGAACCCCCCCAGGAGUCUGGACAUGGCCAUCGACCCAGACUGUCUGACGUACACGGUGCAGCACCAGGUGCUGGGCUCAGACCAGUGGACAGCACUGGCCACAGGUCUGCGGGAGCCCAGGUGGGUGGCCACAGGGCUGCGGAAGGGGCUCCAGCAUGUCUUCCGGGUCCUCAGCACCACCGGCAAGAGCAGCAGCAAGCCCUCAGCCCCCUCAGAGCCCACGCAGCUGCUGGAGCGUGGCCCACCCCUGGAGGAGGCCCCUGCUGUGCUGGACAAACCAGACAUCGUGUAUGUGGUAGAGGGACAGCCCGCUCACGUCACCAUCACCUUCAACCAUGUGGAGGCCCAGGUCGUCUGGAGGAGCUGCCGAGGGGCCCUCCUGGAGGCACGGACAGGUGUGUAUGAGCUCAGCCAGCCGGAUGAUGACCAAUACUGUCUUCGGAUCUGCCGGGUGAGCCGCCGGGAUGUGGGGUCACUCACCUGCACUGCCCGCAACCGCCAUGGCACGCAAGCCUGCUCGGUCACACUGGAGCUGGCAGAGGCUCCUCGGUUUGAGUCCAUCAUGGAGGAUGUGGAGGUGGGGGCCGGGGAAACCGCUCGCUUUGCUGUGGUGGUUGAGGGGAAACCGCUCCCAGACAUCACAUGGUACAAGGACGAGGUGCUGUUGGCUGAAAGCAGCCACGUGAGCUUUGUGUAUGAGGAGAAUGAGUGCUCCUUGGUGGUGCUCAGCACGGGGGCCCAGGAUGGGGGUGUCUACACCUGCACUGCCCGGAACCUGGCAGGGGAAGUCUCCUGCAAAGCAGAGUUGGCUGUGCACUCAGCUCAGACAGCUAUGGAGGUUGAGGGGGUCGGGGAGGAUGGAGAACAUCGAGGAAGGAGACUCAGUGACUUUUAUGACAUUCACCAGGAGAUUGGCAGGGGUGCCUUCUCCUACCUGCGGCGUGUGGUGGAGCGCAGCUCUGGCCUGGAGUUUGCAGCCAAGUUCAUCCCCAGUCAGGCAAAGCCCAAGGCAUCAGCCCGGCGAGAAGCCCAGCUGCUGGCCCGGCUUCAGCAUGACUGCAUCCUCUACUUCCACGAGGCCUUCGAGAGGCGCCGGGGACUGGUCAUUGUCACUGAGCUCUGCACAGAGGAGCUGCUGGAGAGGAUGGCCAGGAAACCCACCGUGUGUGAGUCUGAGAUCCGGGCCUAUAUGCGGCAGGUACUAGAGGGAAUAUGCUACCUGCACCAGAGCCAGGUGCUGCACCUCGAUGUCAAGCCUGAGAACCUGCUGGUGUGGGAUGGCGCAGAGGGCGAAGAGCAGGUGCGCAUCUGUGAUUUUGGGAAUGCCCAGGAGGUGACUCCAGGAGAGCCCCAGUAUUGUCAGUAUGGCACGCCUGAGUUUGUGGCCCCCGAGAUCGUUAACCAGAGCCCUGUGUCUGGAGUCACUGACAUCUGGCCUGUGGGCGUCAUUGCCUUCCUUUGUCUGACGGGAAUCUCCCCAUUUGUUGGAGAGAAUGAUCGGACUACGUUGAUGAACAUCCGAAACUACAAUGUGGCCUUUGAAGAGACCACAUUCUUGAGCUUGAGCAGGGAGGCCCGGGGCUUCCUCAUCAAAGUGCUGGUGCAGGACCAGAUGAGACCUACUGCAGAGGAAACUCUAGAACAUCCUUGGUUCAAAACACAGGCAAAGGGUGCAGAGGUGAGCACAGAUCACCUGAAGCUCUUCCUGUCCCGUCGGAGGUGGCAGCGCUCCCAGAUCAGUUACAAAUGCCACCUGGUGCUGCGCCCCAUCCCGGAGUUGCUGCGGGCACCCCCAGAGAGGGUGUGGGUGGCCAUGCCCAGAAGAACACCCCCCAGUGGGGGGCUCUCAUCCUCCUCGGACUCUGAAGAGGAAGAACUGGAGGAGUUGCCCUCUGUUCCACGCCCCCUGCAGCCUGAGUUCUCUGGCUCCCGGGUGUCCCUCACCGACAUUCCCACUGAGGAUGAGGCCCUGGGAACCUCAGAGGCUGGUGCUGCCACUCCCAUGGAUUGGCAAGAUCAAGGAAGGGCUCCCUCUCAGGACCAGGAAGCUCCCAGCCCUCAGGCCCUCCCCUCUCCAGGCCAGGAGCCCCCAGCUGGGUCCAGUCCCAGGCGGGGAGAGCUCCGCAGGGGUAGCUCCGCUGAGAGUGCCCUGCCCCGGACUGGGCCGCGGGAGCCGGGCCGGGGCCUGCACAAGGCGGCAUCUGUGGAGCUGCCGCAGCGCAGGAGCCCCAGCCCGGGAGCCACCCGCCUGGCCCGGGGAGGCCUGGGCGAGGGCGAGUAUGCCCAGAGGCUGCAGGCACUGCGCCAGCGGUUGCUGAGAGGAGGUCCAGAGGAUGGCAAGGUCAGCGGCCUCAGGGGCCCCCUGCUGGAGAGCCUGGGAGGCCGUGCACGUGACCCCCGAAUGGCGCGGGCUGCCUCCAGCGAGGCAGCGCCACACCACCAGCCCCCACCCGAGACAAGGGGCCUGCAAAAGAGCAGCAGCUUCUCGCAGGGCGAGGCGGAGCCUCGGGGUCGGCACCGCCGUGCAGGGGCACCGCUCGAAAUCCCUGUAGCCAGGCUUGGGGCCCGCAGGCUACAGGAGUCUCCCUCUUUGUCUGCCCUCAGCGAGGCCCAGCCGCCCAGCCCCGUGCGUCCCAGUGUCCCCAAACCUAGUAUCGCCAAACCUAAGGAACCUUCUACUGCUAGGCCCAGUGGUUCUCCCCAGCCCUCCGCACCCCAGCCUACCCCAGAGAAGGCCCCAGAGCCCACGCCAGAACCAGCCCGAGCCCCCAGGCAGGCACAGCCCUCCGUGGCUCUGCAGACCCCAGCGCUGCCCCUCACACCCUAUGCCCAGAUCAUGCAGUCGCUCCAGCUGUCUGGUCACUCCCAGCCCUUACAAAGCCCCCCAGCGCCCUCAACAGAGCCCAAGCCCCACGCGGCUGUGUUCGCCAGGGUGGCCUCCCCGCCUCCAGGAGUCCAAGAGAAGCGCUUGCCUUCACCCAGGGCUCCCCCAGUGCUAGCUGAGAAAGCCAGGGUCCCCACGGUACCCCCCAGGCCAGGCAGCAGCCUUAGCAGCAGCAUCGAGAACCUCGAGUCAGAGGCGGUGUUCGAAGCCAAGUUCAAGCGCAGCCGGGAAUCACCCCUGUCGCGGGGCCUGCGGAUGCUGAGCCGCUCGCGCUCAGAGGAGCGUGGCCCCUUCCGCGGGGCGGAGGACGAGGACGGCAUGUACCGGCCCAGCCCGGCGGGAACCCCGCUGGAACUGGUGAGACGGCCAGAGCGCUCGCGCUCAGUGCAGGACCUGAGGGCUGUCGGGGAGCCGGGCCUCGUCCGCCGGCUCUCGCUGUCAUUGUCCCAGAAGCUGCGGCGGACUCCGCCCUCACAGCGCCACCCGGCCUGGGAGACUCGAGGAGGAGACGGGGAGAGCUCAGAAGGCGGUAGCUCAGCGCGGGGCUCCCCGGUGCUGGCGGUGCGCAGGAGGCUCAGCUCCACCCUGGAGCGCCUAUCGAGCCGGUUGCAGCGCAGCGGCAGCAGCGAGGACUCCGGGGGCGCCUCGGGCCGCAGCACGCCACUGUUCGGACGGCUGCGCAGAGCCACAUCUGAAGGCGAGAGUCUGCGACGCCUUGGUAUCCCACACAACCAACUGGCCUCUCAGGCUGGUGCCACCACUCCUUCUGCUGAGUCUCUGGGCUCUGAGGCCAGUGCCACGUCGGGCUCCUCAGCUCCAGGGGAAAGCCGAAGCCGGCUCCGCUGGGGCUUCUCACGGCUGCGGAAGGACAAGGGCUUAUCACAGCCAAACCUUUCUGCCAGUGUCCAAGAGGACUUGGGUCACCAGUAUGUGCCCAGUGAGUCAGACUUCCCCCCAGUCUUCCACAUCAAACUCAAGGACCAGGUGCUGCUGGAGGGGGAGGCAGCUACCCUGCUCUGCCUGCCAGCUGCCUGUCCUGCUCCCCGCAUCUCCUGGAUGAAAGACAAACAGUCCCUGCGAUCGGAGCCUUCGGUGGUCAUUGUGUCCUGCAAAGAUGGAAGGCAGCUGCUGAGCAUCCCCCGGGCAGGCAAGCGACAUGCCGGGCUAUAUGAGUGCUCAGCCACCAACGUCCUAGGCAGCAUCACCAGCUCCUGUACUGUGGCUGUGGCUCGUGUCCCAGGAAAACUAGCUCCUCCCGAGGUGCCCCAGACCUAUCAGGACACGGCGCUGGUGCUGUGGAAGCCAGGAGACAGCCGGGCUCCUUGCACGUACACACUGGAGCGGCGGGUGGAUGGGGAGUCUACCUGGCACCCCGUGAGCUCAGGCAUCCCUGAUUGUUACUACAACGUGACACACCUGCCCAUUGGUGUAACUGUGAGGUUCCGUGUGGCCUGUGCCAAUCGUGCUGGGCAGGGCCCCUUCAGCAACCCUUCCGAGAAGGUCCUCAUCCGGGGCACUCAAGAUUCUUCAGCUCGGUCAUCUGCUGCUCACCAAGACACCCCUGUUACCUCAGGGCCAGCCAGGACCCAGCCUCCUGACUCUCCUACCUCACUGACCCUGACCCCAGUUCCCCCAGCUUCCCAGUCAGCCUCUCUCAGCCCCUCAUCCCCUCUCACACACCCCAGCGAGGCCUGGUCAUCACUCAAAGCUGUGGGUCCACCACCCCAAACCCCCCCACGAAAGCACAGGGGCCUGCAGGCCACUCAGCAACCAGAGCCCACCCCACCCAGUGCCCAUGUCACCCCAAGUGAGCCCAAGUCUUUUGUUCCUGACACUGCGACUGGGAGUCCAGCCUCCACCCCUCAAGGGGUUAAGCCAGCGUCUUCCUCCACUCCCUUGUAUAUGGUGACUUCCUUUGUGUCUGCACCCCCAGCCCCUGAGCCCCCAGCCCCCGAGCCCCCUCCUGAGCGCACCAAGGUGACCGGGCAGAGUCUUAGCCCAGGCAAAGGGGUGGCCAGCUCCUCUGGGGGUGGCUCCCCCAGGUCCCCCACCCCAGAGGGCACUACUCUGCGACAGGGCCUCCCUCAGAAACCCUACACCUUCCUGGAAGAGAAAGCCAGGGGCCGCUUUGGUGUUGUGCGAGCAUGCCGGGAGAAUGCCACAGGCCGGACGUUUGUGGCCAAGAUUGUGCCAUACGCAGCCGAGGGCAAACGGCAAGUCCUGCAGGAAUACGAAGUGCUGCGGACGCUGCACCAUGAACGGCUCAUGUCCCUGCACGAGGCCUACAUCACCCCUCGGUACCUUGUACUCAUUGCUGAGAGCUGCGGCAACCGGGAGCUCCUCUGUGGGCUCAGUGACAGGUUCCGGUAUUCUGAAGACGACGUGGCUACCUAUGUGGUACAGCUGCUACAAGGCCUGGACUAUCUCCACGGCCGCCAUGUGCUACACCUGGACAUCAAGCCGGACAACCUGCUGCUGGCCCCUGACAAUACCCUCAAGAUUGUGGACUUUGGCAGUGCCCAACCCUACAACCCCCAGGCCCUGCGACCCCUUGGACACCGCACAGGCACGCUGGAGUUCAUGGCUCCUGAGAUGGUGAAGGGAGAACCUAUUGGCUCUGCCACGGACAUCUGGGGAGCAGGUGUGCUCACCUACAUCAUGCUCAGUGGACACUCCCCAUUCUAUGAGCCAGACCCCCAAGAAACAGAGGCUCGGAUUGUGGGGGGCCGUUUUGAUGCCUUCCAGCUGUACCCCAACACAUCCCAGAGUGCCACCCUCUUCUUGCGAAAGGUCCUCUCAGUACAUCCCUGGAGCCGGCCCUCCCUGCAGGACUGCCUGGCGCACCCAUGGCUGCAGGAUGCCUAUCUGAUGAAGCUGCGCCGCCAGACGCUCACCUUUACCACCAAUCGGCUCAAGGAGUUCCUGGGAGAGCAGCGGCGCCGCAGGGCUGAGGCCGCCACCAACCACAAGGUGCUGCUCCGCUCCUACCCUGGCAGCCCCUAGCAGCAUGGACCACAGCCCGGCCGUGGGCUUCAACUCGGGGUUCCCAACAAUGUCGAGGGACAUUCCAGGGCCCAUGCUGAACCGGGUGGGCCCAGGGCUUCGGAUACCACCAGCAGCAACAUCUGGCCGGGCUAUUACCUCAUGGACCUGCAGGGAUAGAGGCUCCAGGGCUUCGGCCUGAUGCCCCCCCAGCCAGAGCCAGAGCAGGAGACCCAUUGGGCAGGGAUAGGAACAGGAAGAGGGACAAGAAGGGAAUGAGGAAGUGAAGAGGAAGACACUGAAGGAUAGGCAGGGAGAUUCUAGAAGGUUCUGGGGGUGGGAGGCACGUUGCAUCUCAGGGAGAACCCAGGAGGGUGAGCAGCUGGAGAGGAGGAAGAGGAAGGGGCCCAGGUGUCAGGGACAUGGGCUGGGAGUGUCAGUGAGGCAGGGACAGGACACAGAGACAGUACCAGAGAGCCUGAGCCAGAGUGUGAGAGAAGGCAGUAAGAUAGGAGGAGAGGACAGCAAGCUCAGGGGGAGGAGGGGAGAGACAGGCCAAGCAGUGGCAUCCCCAGAAGCAGAGAAGAAAAAUGCUGAGAGCUCCAGGCAAGUGGCCAUGCAAGCUGUCCUCCUGUCCCAGUGGAUGUGGCUCUGGGCACUCUAUGCUGGCCCAAGGAUGUCCCCACUGUCCCUCCAUGGCCUUUGCCUUUCCUAUUCAUAUUUAUUUAUUUAUUGACUUUUAUGAAGUUUUCCCUUCCAUCCAAUCCCUAUUGCCCAUGUUGUCCUGACCAUUCCCCCAGCCAUCCAGCUGUCUGUGCAGCUCUCUGUCUGUCUGUCACAAGGAAAAUAAAAACAGCAAGCAGCA